AUGGAGAACCAACAAGUUGGAAAUCACGGUCUUCAUUGGACAUCCUCAAUGUCCACCUAUAUGCUUACUCACUUUACCAACGUCGUGGCUAAUGGCACUAAGACAUCAACAUGCUUUAAGACGGUGCAUCACAAUGCAUGUGCUAGAGAUUUAAAUGAUCAUUUCAGGCUUUGUUUGACUGGAGGGCAGAUUGCCAACCAUCUGCGCUAUUGGAAGAAGAAGUGGGCAAAGAUAAUUAGACUUAAAAAUUUCCUAAGUGGUGCACUUUGGGAUGAAGUUAACUUUAUUAUUGGACUUGAUCAUGAGCACUAUACUGAGCAUAUUAAGGGAGAUGUUGAGUUCCUAAACAAACCCAUAGAGCACUACACUGAGAUGGCCGCGAUAUUUGGUAACAGUUUGGCUACCGGACAGUACGCUAAAGGAUCAAAUGAACUUCUAGCGAAAGGUGCUCUAGAAAUUGAUGAUGAUAUUGUUGAUGAGGAUGCUCCAGCUACACCAACUACUCCAGCUACUCCAUCUUCAACUGUCCGUGACCCCUCGGUCCCCAAAGCAGCAAAGAAAGCAAAAACUUAUGCACAACAAAGCAAUGAUAAGCUGAUGGCAACAUUCACGGCUAUUGGUGAUAAGAUUGCUAAUGCUAUAGUUGCAGCUGGUAAGUCCGAUGAUGAGUUGCCUGCUGGACUUUGGAACAACAUCAAAGACAUUCCUGGUUUCCAACCGGCACAUCUUUCUCACUACUAUGCGCAUUUGGUUGAGAAUGUUCGAAUUGCACGUGCUUUCCACUCACUGACUUUGACAACAAGCUGA
This is a messenger RNA of Triticum turgidum subsp. durum (durum wheat), 807 nucleotides long. The record is from the annotation of a GenBank genome assembly. NCBI's taxonomy places the organism in Eukaryota, Viridiplantae, Streptophyta, Magnoliopsida, Poales, Poaceae.